AUGUGUCGUCUCCUGAACGUCCUGCUGGCUCUGCUGAGUCGCUUUCUGUUUGUGGUGCACGGGGUGGUGACAGUGUGGCGUGUGGUGGCUGUUAAAGGGGAGCCAUUCUACUGGCUGCUGCUGACAGGCGUGGCUCUGCUGGGUGUGGAAAUGGCUGUCACUCUGAAGUGCACGCAAAAUGCAGAGUGGAAAUGGUUCUCCCCCAUGGUUUUCCUGUACCUCAGUACUGUCAUUCCUUCCAUUUGGUUCCUGGAGCUGAGCCUGCUGCAGUCCAAGCUGCCUGUCAACAAUUCCUCAGGCCCUGAGCUUCACUUGCUGGCUCGCAUCCCGAUCACAGCGGGCAUCGUGGAGCUGGACCCGGAGAACUGGGUGGCUGGCCUGGAGCAGACCAUGCUCAUCGUGUUGGUUCUGGGUCGCUGGCUGAUGCCCAAGGGAGACAUGUCCCGUGACCAGCUCUCCCAGCUCCUCAUGGUCUAUGUGGGCCUGGGCGCCGACAUCCUGGAUAUCUUCGACACCUUCAAAGAACCCGAGGUCAAAACCAACCGAGCCGUUGUCAUCAUGGGACUGGGCCUCUUUUCUUGGGCGCUCAUGCAGUUUCCUCUGGUGCUCACCCAGACACAACUCCCAAAGGGGGAGUCUCCAAAGAGAUUCUGCGCUGGUGCUCCAUCGUGGUUUGCCUCCUGCUGCUCCAGUGAAGUGUGGAGUUUGCUUCUCACUGUUGGACUCCAAGAUGGCCCAUUUCUGAUUUACCGGCUUUACCUCAUGGUCCAAGAGCAGGUACUCAACCAACUGAUGAUCUUCUUUACCUGCAAGAACAUCCUCAUCGUCCUCUUAGAACUUUACAGAAUCUUUGUGGUGCAGUGCGAGCAGCUGGUUGGGGAAUCGGAGUUGGAAAGGUGUGCCGCUUUGGUGCGCCUUUGUCGAAUCCAGAAGGGUAAGGAGGAAGAAGCAGGUGGAGAGGAGCAGAGCUGUCAUACAGACACACAGAGAGGCAAAGAGAGGGAGGAAGAUCUGAGUUUUGUCCAGGAGGGACAAACAGCCGCUGCCGCCGCCGCCGCCGCCACCUCCACGACACACUCACCCCCUCGCCACGAUCCAGAGAAUACCUCUCCUGUCAAACAAGUUCUGGGAUGA
Messenger RNA from Eleginops maclovinus (Patagonian blennie), 1134 nucleotides. RefSeq names its product transmembrane protein 26. NCBI's taxonomy places the organism in Eukaryota, Metazoa, Chordata, Actinopteri, Perciformes, Eleginopidae. The record is from RefSeq and is a predicted model, not a curated record. Bases 1 to 1134 code for a protein of 377 amino acids. The transcript has 4 exons.